AAAUGUCUCAUGUUCUAUUUAACAUUACGUGUGAACUGAAAAUAUAUAUAUAUUAUUAGUUUAGUUUUUUUUUUUAAUCCGGAAGCGCCGUCGCGACGUCGCCUUCCACAUCCGGGUCACGUCUUCCUCAUGCUGCAGCAAGCAUGGCAGCGAAAAACAAGCACCGUAAAAAAUCCAAAGCGACCAAAAAAGUGACGUUUCAGCCCGAAGAAAGCGACAUGGAGGCUGAAAACAGCGGCAGGGAGGAAGACGAGGAUGGGGCAGCUGCUGGAGGUGAAGACACAGCGGAGAAAGAUGAAGAGUUCAACCUGGAGGAAGUUUUACGGCUGGGAGGAACACAGGCUGACUAUGUCAUGCUAGCCGCUCUGGACGACUCCAGUGAGAUCGUGGACGGAGGGAAAAAAGGAGCGAUAGACGACCUGGAGGAGGGCGAGCUGGAGAAAUUCAUCACCAAACUUGGCAUCCGGUCGUUCAGUGGAGUGCAGAUCAUCGCAGACGAGCCUGAGGACGCUGCCGAAAAGGAAAGUAAAAAAGCCAAAGCCAAGACAUCUUCAACAGAGGAACAAGCUUCCAACUCUCAGCAGAAAAUCAAACAGGAAGUGGAGGACAAACAGAAGGCAAAGAAGACAAAAGAUGCUCAGGCCAACGCUGUGAAAAAGGCAAAACAGAAUGUGAAUGUGUUUGAGUUCCAGCAGCGACAGGUGCUGCUGAUCAAACCUGGAGGGAAGUGGUACGACCUGGAAUACUCUGCCGAGGGCUCGACGUCCCCGCAGGAUCCCUCGCUGGUGUCCCAGUACAAGACGCUCGCCCAGCGACUGUUCGAGGCCGAUGUGGCGCUCUACAAGAGCAAGAAGAACCUGCAGAAAGGGGCCAACUCCAACUGGAUGAAGACCGUCGUUUCCUCCGGCGUGCUGGCUGACAGGAUGGCGGCUAUGACGGUUCUGAUCCAGGACGCUCCUGUUCACACGCUGGAGCACAUGGAGAACCUGGUGUCCAUGGUGAAGAAGAAGGGCAGCCGGCGGAUGGGUCUGAUGGCUCUGGACACCCUGCGAGAGCUGCUGCUGUCUGACCUGCUGCCGGAGAACAGAAAGCUCCGCCCCUUCACCCAGCACCCGUUCGACGAGCUGGAGGAGAGGGCCAGCGGCAACCGAGAUGCCCGCGACCGCCGCCUCAUCCUCUGGUACUUUGAGCACCAGCUGAAGCACCACGUGGCCGAGUUCGUGGAGGCUCUGGACACGAUGGCCCAUGACACGGUGGCGGCCACCAAGGCGAAGGCGCUGGCCACCGCCCACGAGAUGCUGUGCAGCCGGCCGGAGCAGGAGAGGGCGCUGCUCAUCCAGGUGGUCAACAAGCUGGGAGACCCCGAGUACAAGACGGCGGCCAAGGCGUCGUACCUGCUGGAGACGCUGCUGCACAAACACCCCAACAUGAAGGUGGUGGUGUGCUGCGAGGUGGAGCGGCUCAUGUUCCGCCCCAACGUCAGCCCGAAGGCGCAGUAUUACUCCGUCUGCUUCCUCAGCCAGGUGAAGCUGAGCCACGACGAGGCCGAGCUCGCCUCCAAACUCCUCACCAUCUACUUCACAUUCUUUCGCGCCUGUGUCAAGAGGAAGGACAUUGAAUCGAAGAUGCUGAGCGUGCUGCUGUCGGGCGUGAACAGGGCGUAUCCCUACGCCAGCACCGGAGAUGAGAAGGUGAAAGAGGAGCUGGACACGCUGUUCAAAGUAGUUCACCUGGUGAAGUUCAACACAGCUGUGCAGGCGCUCAUGCUGCUGUUCCAGGUGAUGGACUCACAGCAGACCAUCUCCGACCGAUACUACGUGGCUCUGUACAGGAAGCUGCUGGACCCCAGGCUGUCGUCGUCCUGCAGACAGAGCAUGUUCCUCAACCUGCUGUACAAAUCUCUGAAGGCCGACAUCGUGCUGCGGCGGGUCAAAGCCUUCGUGAAGCGGCUGCUGCACGUCAGCGCCGAGCAGAGCGCCAGCUUCGCCUGCGGAGCGCUUUUCCUCCUGUCUGAGGUGAUGAAGGCCAAACCCGGCCUCAAGAUGCUGCUGCAGGAGGGCGGGGACGGGGAAGAGGAAGACUUCAAAGACCUCGCUGAGGAGAAUGAGGAUGAUGAUGAUGAAGAGGAGCGCUUUGUGGACGCAGACAAACUGGAGGAAGCAGCGGAGUCACAGAGUGCAGUGACAGAGGAGGCAAAGCCCACUGCAUCAUGGGUACAUCACAAGAACCUGGAAGGGGGGAAGAGCAUGCAGAGCUACGACCCGCUGCACAGAAACCCGUUAUUCUGCGGUGCCGACCACACGACUUUAUGGGAGCUACAGAUGCUCGCUGUGCACUUCCAUCCGUCAGUGUCGCUGUUUGCAAAAACCAUCCUGCAGGGAGGGUCCAUCCAGUACUCAGGUGACCCUCUGCAGGACUUCACCCUCAUCAGAUUUUUGGACCGAUUCGUCUUCAGAAACCCCAAACAGCUGACGGGAAAACAAAACACAGUUGCUGCAGCAAUGAAGAAGUUACCUGUCAACGUUUUACCAGUGAACAGUGAGGAGUUUCUGUCUAAAGAAGAAAGUCAGGUCCCCGUGGAUGAAAUCUUCUUCCAUCGUUUCUUCAAGAAACGGCAGCAGGAGAAGCAGCUCAAGUGGCCACGACCAGACGGCGACAACGAGAGCGUCGAGGACGUGGAUGAUGACGAGUUUGAGAAAUUACUGGAUUCCUGUGAAGGAGACUCGUACUUCACUGAGAUGGCAGAUGAUAAUCUGGACUUUGCAGGUUCUGUAAAGGACAAAAAAAGAAAGAAAGCUGCAGAGGACUCGGAGUCGGACAUGGAUGACUCAGACAUGGGUGACCUGGAUGACGAGGAGGUGUCUCUGGGCAGUAUGGAUGAGGAAGACUUUGGAGACGAGCUGGAGGAUGAUGGAGGGAUGUUCAUGGAUCCAGAUGGAGGCGAUGAUGAUGAGGAUGAUGAUGAAGUUCCAGAGCUAGAGGAGGACAACGACGAAGAUGGCUCAGAUGAUGGGAUGGACGCUCCAGACAUAACUCCUCAUACCAAGAAAGGAAAGAAACGGAAAUCCUCAGAGGAGCUCGACUUCUCUGGAUUUACAGGAUCCAAACAGGGGAAGAAGAGAGGAAAGAAAGAUGUGGCCAUGUUUGCUUCAGCUGAAGAGUUUGGCUCCCUGCUGGAUGAAAACGCCGGCUCCAAGUUUGAUAACCUGGGACUGAACGCCAUGGCCAACAAGGACAAAGCAGGUCUGAAGCAGCUGAAGUGGGAGGCCCAGCGUGACGACUGGAUGCAAGACCGCGAUGUCAAGACGCUACGCAAGAAGAAGACAAUGUUCAAGAAGAAGAUGUUCGGCCGAGCGAGGGCGGGAGGAGGAGGGAAGACCUUCAGGAGUAAGAAGAGGAAGAAGUAGACCAUCGGUAAACUUCAACUGACUGACAGCUUCAGUCCUGUUUGGCCGACCAGGCUUGGUGGUCCCCCUCUCGGAUGCCGUAGACCCCCGCCCACUCGUUGGACUGGUAGUAAACUGGGAGGAAACACAGCAGGAACUGGUUUACAGAUCAAGUCAGCUGAUGGAAGAGACACAAACUGUUUCUGUGGUUAACGGGACAAAAUACGAUCUGAAGAGGAGCCGGAUUUAGUUUUUUUCUAAAAUGAAAGACAUUUCAUGGUUUCAUGUUUCUGUCAGUACAAUUUAAUAACAUACUAGAUUUUUCUUUUUCUAUUUUGACUCUGUACAGAGUUCAUAUUCAUAUUGCAACUGUGUUAUAUGAAAAACAGUAAUUAAAGUUAUUGAUAUUUUCUGAUGCAGCUUGUUUAAUUAUGUAGACUGCAGACAGACAGUUCUGAUUAAUUAAACACGUUCAACGUUU
Acanthopagrus latus (yellowfin seabream) is the source of this 3867-nucleotide messenger RNA. It is a transcript of the gene cebpz, whose product is annotated as CCAAT enhancer binding protein zeta. NCBI's taxonomy places the organism in Eukaryota, Metazoa, Chordata, Actinopteri, Spariformes, Sparidae. The record is from RefSeq and is a predicted model, not a curated record. The coding region runs from base 144 to 3407 and encodes 1087 amino acids. Gene Ontology annotation, cellular component: nucleus. The transcript is spliced from 17 exons.